CCGCCUCACGCCCCGAACGCAUGCGCAGUGGAAGGGGACUACGACUCCCGCCGGGCCCCGCGCGCGCCCUCCCGGAAGUGGUCGUUCGGCUCGUGUCAGACCUCGGCGCUGGGGGCGGGCGCGCCGGCUGCUCCGGGGAAGGGGCGGGAGCGAGGACCCGAUGCGGGGUGGAGGAGGCCGCGAUGGCUUCGGCUGGAGGCGGCGACUGCGAGGGUGCUGCGCUGGAGGCCGACCGUCCCCACCAGCGGCCCUUCCUGAUUGGGGUGAGCGGCGGCACUGCGAGCGGGAAGUCAACUGUGUGUGAGAAGAUUAUGGAGCUGCUGGGACAGAACGAGGUGGACCACCGGCAGCGCAAGCUUGUCAUUCUGAGCCAGGACAGGUUCUACAAGGUCCUGACUGCGGAGCAGAAGGCCAAGGCCUUGAAGGGGCAGUACAAUUUUGACCACCCAGAUGCUUUUGAUAAUGAUUUGAUGCAUAGGACUCUGAAAAACAUCGUGGAGGGCAAAACUGUUGAAGUCCCCACCUAUGAUUUUGUGACCCACUCAAGGUUAUCAGAGACCACAGUGGUCUACCCUGCAGACGUGGUCCUAUUUGAGGGCAUCUUGGUGUUCUAUAGCCAGGAGAUCCGGGACAUGUUUCACCUGCGCCUCUUCGUGGACACAGACUCUGAUGUCAGGCUGUCACGGAGAGUUCUCCGGGAUGUGCACCGGGGGAGGGACCUGGAGCAGAUUCUGACCCAGUACACGACCUUUGUCAAGCCAGCCUUCGAGGAAUUCUGCCUGCCGACAAAGAAGUAUGCUGAUGUGAUCAUCCCACGUGGGGUUGACAACAUGGUGGCCAUCAACCUGAUUGUCCAGCACAUCCAGGACAUCCUCAACGGCGACAUCUGCAAAUGGCACCGAGGAGGGUCCAAUGGGCGGAGCUACAAGAGGACCUUUUCUGAGCCAGGAGACCAUUCUGGGAUGCUGACCUCUGGCAAACGGUCACACUUGGAGUCCAGCAGCAGACCCCACUGAGGGGUGCUUGGGUACUAUUCCCUGAGCCUCCUGGGGGACAGAAAUAUAUAUUCAGGGACUAGGCCUGGAGAUGCCUCCUGCCCCUGGGAAACACACUCAUUGCUUCCUCUCGGUGUACAUCCGAGAGCAGCAUUAGGACCAAGGCCUCCCUUUUGAGUGGAAACCCAGACAUGUCAUUCAAAUCGAAUCUGCUGAGAUAUUGACAGGGCGUUCCUGAAGUUUCCACCUGCUUCCUCAGGUUUCAGGUUUAAAAACUACUUGGGCCACUGAGAAAUGCCACAGAAUGUACAGUAAACCUGUUUGCUUUGCAAGGGACGCAAGUCGCAUGUUGUUGGGGAAACCAAGAUAAUAGCUUAGGUACCAUGGCUGGCCUGGUGGUGUUUCAGGUGAACCCAGAGAUAGGUUUUCUAGUUGGAUGUGGUUCACAUGUACAUGUAACUAAAAUGUUUUAUCAGAGAAUUUUUUCCUUUUUUACGUGUUACAUGUCUUAAUGUUUUCUAUUUUAUUCUGUAUCAUAGCACAAGGCUGGUUGUGACCUAUGAGCCUAAUUUCAUGGUUGCCAUCAAGAGUGGCAAACACUGAUGUGAGAAGCCAUAGCAAGAUGGCUCCCUCCUCCUCCCCUGUGUGUCAAUGGCAGAGAAGAGGCAGGGCUCCUGCGGUCCAGGCCCCAGGAGCCUGUGCAGUGUGAGGGCAGCAGUCAGGUCUCCUGGCGGGAGCCAAUGGCGGCUGAGCAGUCCUACCUGGGGCCAAGCCCUCCCACCCACCAGUAGGAGUUCCACACCAAGGUGCUGUGUGGACGGGCUGUCCCCAGUGUGGCUCACACCCACACCCAGGGCAUGUGCCAGGUCUAGUGAGCAUGGCUACUUGUGGUUGGCCGGACUCCCUCACACCAGCCCUGAGCUCACAGUCCUUACAGAUGAUCUCCUGUGUCUGUGUUCAAGUUUGUCUUCUCUCCCACAUGAUGGCUGUUUCUGUAAAGUAUCUUUUGUCAUUGUCACCAGCCAAACUGCACAGGCAGCUCUGAGCUUCUUUCUGUCCAGUGUAACUCAUAGUUAUGCAGACUUGAGCUGAGGUGAGCUCCAGAGUUGGUUUCUGAAACUGUUAACAGUUUUGUCAAGCAUAGACCCUUUUGGAGAGGAACCAAUAAAUAACAGCAAAUACGAACGCUAA
Molecule: messenger RNA, 2186 nt
Organism: Otolemur garnettii (small-eared galago)
Lineage: Eukaryota; Metazoa; Chordata; Mammalia; Primates; Galagidae
Gene: UCK1
Product: uridine-cytidine kinase 1
Exons: 7
Coding region: 21-1016 (331 amino acids)
Cellular component (GO): cytoplasm; cytosol
Molecular function (GO): kinase activity; ATP binding
Source: RefSeq, a predicted model, not a curated record